CUACUGCAGUCGACCACAGACAGACAGAGACACCAAUGGAGAGGCACAUCAGACAACAACUUGUCAUUGAAGUUAGAAUCAUACAGCAGAUAUUAGUCUGUUAGAAAGGUAAACAUACAGUAGAAGUAAGUUAAUUAAUACUAUAAGUAAAAGUAAAAAAUCUUAUAUAUUACAAUAAAAGGUCAGUCUGAAUUAGUUGAUUAAUUGAUUGAUUGGGGAAAUCAUUGAUAUUCGGUAUGGUUAGUUAAGAUGGCCGACUACGUCAACAAACAGGUGAUUGAAUUAAAAGAAGUUAAUCAAGAAAACCAGAAUAGAGCAACGAGGAGCGUGAAGACUGAGACCCAUCUCUCAGAUGGAAGACUAAGACUCUACAGGCUGGCUGCUGUGUGUUUAGGAGUGCUGUGUGUUCUACAAGUCACUCUCAACAUCUCCCUGCGGCUGGCUUUCUAUAACAGAGGCAAUGAGACUGUGGAGAGAGACCAGCUACAGACCAGUUACAACACACUGACUGAAGAGAGAGACCAGCUACAGACCAGUUACAAAACCCUGACUGAAGAGAGAGACCAGCUAAAACCCAUUUACAACAUUCUGACUAAAGAGAGAGACCAGCUACAGACCAGUUACAACACCCUGACUAAAGAGAGAGACCAGCUACAGAUCAGUUACAACACCCUGACUAAAGAGAGAGACCAGCUACAGAUCAGUUACAACACCCUGACUAAAGAGAGAGACCAGCUACAGAUGGAUAGAGAUGAUCUCACGUCAAAGUUCUCUAAUCUGAAACAAACCUGUCCUGAAGGCUGGCAGAUUAAGUUGGAAUCCAGUUGGUACUUCCUGUCUACUGAGACUAAAAGCUGGAAGGAGAGCAGACAGGACUGUCUGAAGAGAGGAGCAGACCUGGUGAUCAUAAACAGUGAUUUGGAACAGGAGUUUCUCUUAAGCUUCAAUAAGAGAGCCUGGAUUGGUCUGACUGACUCUGUUACUGAGGGGGCCUGGAAAUGGGUGGACGGCACCCCACUGACCAUCCCAAGUUACUGGUACUCACAGCAGCCUGAUAAUGGUGGUGACAACCCAGCAAAUGGUGAGGAGGACUGUGUUGAGCUGAACACAGAAACCUGGCUUCCUGUAAAGGCAUGGAAUGACCAGUCAUGUUUAGACAAUCGUUACUGGAUUUGUGAGAAAGUGGUUUAACAUCACCAUGACAACAGAGGAGGCUGGUGGGAGGACGUGCACACAUACAGCACCUUACAGUGCACACAACUUCAUUCUCUCUCUCUAAGACACACACACACCAACACACUGCUGGUACUGUACUGAGGGGCAAACAACCUGAUAAUGGUUGUGAACCAGAAUAUAUUGUAACUAGGACUGUGCUGAUGUUAAUAUUGGGAAUUUUGUAUAUAAAUAUUCUGACAUAGCAUUUACCUCUCAACAUAACUGGAUUUGUGAAGAGUUAUACAGUAGCUCAUUAUAUAGUAGUGCUACAGUGCUAAUGCAUCUCUCUCUCUGGUUAAACAGUGUGUAGACAUACUGUCAUAUGUAAAAUGCUUGUAUUCAUUGUUUAAAUAGAAACAUAUUAUGUGAUUUGCCAUAAUGUGAUUUUUUCAUAGUCAAUUAUUAGCAUAAACGACUUUAGUAGGAAGAUGAACUAAGGCUCAGAUUAAGUAAGAAAGGAACCUAGCAGGUUUACCAGCUUCCUGAUUGAAUGUGAUUGGAUUGUUAAAACAAUGUGAAUUGCAGUUGGACAGACAGAAGGCAGAACAGUACUGAGAGGAUACAUGCUGCACGCAGGCAAACGCACACACAGACACACACACAGACACAAACACAGACAGACAUACAGACACACGCACAAAAACAGACACAGACACAAACACAGACAGACACACAGACACACACACAGACAAACACACAGACACACACAAAGACACAUGUGUGAAGUUCCCCUUUUCUGAUAAAGAUGCAGACAGAUGUCCCACACACACCUCUGAAUAACUCUUCACACUGAUGUCACACACAGACAGCAUAGAUAAAAGAAAAGUGUCCCUAUCGAUGGCAUAGAGAGAGAUAGAGUCAUAAUGUGAACUCCAUUUGAAGGUUGGGGAAGCCGCAAACAGAACAGUCAAAGUGAUAGGAUGAAAGGCUGCACUUUUCACUACUUGUUGUCAUGCAGCUAUCAUGUUAUAUCACUGUGUUUAGAAUAUCCUGUCAUGUUUAACUUCCUGAGUGAAUGUGAUUGGAUACUUUAAAAACUGUAGUGGACAACAGACAGAGAUCAGAGAGGUAACUGGUAGAGAUGCACAUCUGAGCAACUACUCAACUACUAGUCACUGAAGUUAGAAUCAUACAGUAGAUAUUACCAUUAGGAGUCAGUUAGAAAGGUAAUCAUACAGUAGAUAUUACCAUUAGGAGUCAGUUAGAAAAGUAAUGAUACAGCAGAUAUUACCAUUAGGAGUCAGUUAGAAAGGUAAUCAUACAGUAGAUAUUACCAUUAGGAGUCAUUUAGAAAGGUAAUCAUACAGUAGAUAUUACCAUUAGGAGACAGUUAGAAAGUAAUCAUACAGUAGAUAUUACCAUUAGGAGUCAGUUAGAAAGGUAAUCAUACAGUAGAUAUUACCAUUAGGAGUCAGUUAGAAAGGUAAUCAUACAGUAGAUAUUACCAUUAGGAGUCAGUUAGAAAGGUAAUCACACAGUAGAUAUUACCAUUAGGAGUCAGUUAGAAAGGUAAUCAUACAGUAGAUAUUACCAUUAGGAGUCAGUUAGAAAGGUAAUCAUACAGUAGAUAUUACCAUUAGGAGUCAGUUAGAAAGGUAAUCAUACAGUAGAUAUUACCAUUAGGAGUCAUUCAGAAAGGUAAUCAUACAGUAGAUAUUACCAUUAGGAGUCAGUCAGAAAGGUAAUGAUACAGUUUGUUUCUAAACUAUGACAUGGCAUUGCUUCUAUAAAAUCAACAUUGUGAGGAUGCUGUGUUCUGUGUUGUGUUCUGUGUAUUGGCCAUAGAGACUAUAACACAUUAACAUUUAAACUUAGGUUAACAGAAAGAAGAAAACAUUAAGGUAAUAUGUAAAUGUUUUAGCUUUGCUUUCGGGCUCUUAUCCCCUAAUCUGAAAAAACAUGUGCAAACUCUACACUUGGUGCCAAUGCUUAGCUAGUCUUACUAACAAUAUUUCUGGUCUGAUAUCAAUCAUCGUUUUCACACUGACCACAUUAAUUAAGCUUUCAGCUAAUAUAAGACACUUAUAUGUACCUAAAUGUUUAAAAUCUAUAUUAACUCUUAGAAUUGAUUUGAAUAACACGCCCUCCAGUUUAACUGGAUGUUGUCCCGCAUGCGGGAGGCCGAUCCCUGACAUGAAUAGACUGUUUAGAGGGAAUUGGACAAAGCUGAAACCGAUACAGUUUUGUGACUGAUCCAAAAGGCUGCAAAUAAUCUAUAGGCAAAAAUGAAUUACAACAAAAUGAUCAUACCAUGUAGCAUGUAAAUGCAUGUACUCCCAGUUAAUUACACAAUCUUAGGGAAAAUGUUCAUGUACAACAAACAGUUGUAGAUGAUAAUAUAAUAAACACAUUUAAACAAGAUGUGGAUUUGACCUAUAUGUAGAUAUUUCUGUAAUUUCUCACAAAUCCAGCGCAUCAUGUGGUUGCACAGUGCAUCGUUCAAGUUGGCCAAAACGCCGACCACUCUUUCAGUACCAAGAGACAACUAACACACCGCGUCCACAAUAUUGGUUUUCAGAUAUUCAGAUUCUGGAUUGCGUUCCAAUAAUCUCUUCUUUCUGCUGAAGUGUACGCUCAUCUACUAUUUCCCAUAAAUCUAAAAGCCUUGGGUCGGUGUAGGCAUGUGGGCUAGAGGGAAAUCCCAUAUACUGGUGAUUUCCUAUCAAAUGCAUAAAGGGAAGUGAACAAGCGCACACUUCUGGAGAAAAUGUUGAAUAUUGGAAACCACCGCUCGCCUCAUUCUCAACACGCAUUGGGAGAGAAUAUCCAAGGUCCCUCCCCUCAGAAGUUUUCAAGGACAGGCAGCGGCGACCCCGUCAUUCAGGGCAGGUGGGGCAGAGCUUUAAUUUUAGCAUGAAUUCUUGUCACAUAUCAGAUAAUUCUUCUCUCCCUUGCUUUCUCUCUCUCUCUGUCUCUCUGUCUCUCUCUCUCUCUCUCUCUCUCUGUCUCUCUCUCUCCCCUCUCUCUCCUCUAUUCUGACCUCUCCCUCAUGUCACAUAUCAGUUAAUUCAUGUUAUACAGUGCCUUACAAAAGUAUUCAUCCCCUUUGGUGUUUUUCCUGUUCUUGUUACAUUACAACCUGUAAUUUAAAUGGUUUUUAUUUGGAUGUCAUGGUGAUGGACAUACACAAAAUAGUCCAAAUUGGUGAAGUGAAAUGAAAAAAAUUACUUGUUUCAAAGAAAUAAAAAACUGAAAAGUGGUGCAUGCAUUAUGUA
Molecule: messenger RNA, 4430 nt
Organism: Oncorhynchus nerka (sockeye salmon)
Lineage: Eukaryota; Metazoa; Chordata; Actinopteri; Salmoniformes; Salmonidae
Product: C-type lectin domain family 4 member M-like
Exons: 6
Coding region: 250-1191 (313 amino acids)
Source: RefSeq, a predicted model, not a curated record